UCAGAACUCAAACGGUCUUCCGGAACGGAUUACGUUUGAAAACCGAGGUACCACUGUAUCUCCCUUUGCAGUUCCUCAAAUGCCCAGUGGUUGUUUUUUUUCCCCCACCUACUCAGCUUUUACAUAUUCCAUUCUCUCCACCUGGAAUGGCCUCAUUCCUCCUCUUGCCUAAUAAAUCUUACUUGUCCUUCAGAGCUCGUCUUAGAUGUUACUACUUCCAGGAAGGCUUCCAACCCCCUCGGUUCGUUUCCCUUUACACACUCUGAUCACUCUGUAUCUCAAUAAACACAAGAAACUGUGAUUUAAUCAUUGAAUAUUCGUCAUUCAUGCUAAAAUGUAAGCUCUGUGAGGAUGGGAACCGUGUCUAUGUCAUUUUUUUGUGUGUUAUUUGUAGUGCCAAGUAUAGUUCCUUCCGUGUGGGUUCUCAAUAAAUAACCAAUGUAUGAUUAUGACAAAUACGUGCCAUAAUCAGGAGUUGAAUGCUUGUCUAUUACGAACCUUCGUUCUUUACCCUAUACCAUACAGGAAGUAUUUCUUAAGUGACAUUACUCAAGAGGUUCUUCCUCAAUCCUAAUUCAGUUGAAAAUUGGCAGUCGAACUAAGUUAUUCAUUAAUCUUAGAUACUAACUGGGGAGUGGUUCUGAGACAAGGAACUAAAAGUGUUCAGUCAUCUCCCAGUUCUGUGCGGAAAAGCAAAACUCAACACAAACGUCUAAAAUGAGCCCCCGAACUUUUGAAGAGCAAACAGAAUGCAUCGUGGAGUUUCUACUCGCCGACUUCUUAGGUACUGGCUCGCAGGUUGCUGGGCGGAGCCUACACUGUUGCGAUGAAACAGACUCAGAAGAGGAUUGCUCUUUUGACGUGGCCAUCAUUGCUGGUCGCCUUCGGAUGUUAGGGGACGAGUUCAACGGAGAACUGGAAGCUUCAGCCCAAAGCAUCAUCGCGGACAUCAGUCAGGGGCAGGUCAAGUCAGGGGCUGUACUUCAGGAAGCAGUAAAAUCUCUCAGCAGUACCUGGUGUGCUCAGGAUUCCAGCCUUGCUUUUGAGAGAGCCUUCUUGGCCGUGUCGGUGAAACUGUUUGAACAUGUGAUCCGUAUGGCUCCCAAAAUGGCAAAGCAGGUGGCCAUCUCCGUGACAAAUAUGAUCAAUGGGAACAGUGCCAUCCGGGAGUUCGUCCAAUGCCAGGGCGGUUGGGAAAAUCUGGAGAGCUGAAGAAGACGUGGAGCCAUUUCCCAAUCUGAACCUCUCUUUCCUUUUGACUGAUCAGGUGAUUGAUUUCUGGUCAUUCAAACAGACAACCAAAUAAAAAGCCCUUUUCUUGUGGACAGAACUGAACUUAGCUGAACAAUUUAUUUUCUACCGAGUGUUCAAGUUGGGAGCAGCUCCCAGAGGUCUGCAGAGAUUUUUAUACUUUCUGUUUGUAUGUGAGUUUUAAUGAGAUUCUGUUGAAGCAAAGGCCUCCAGACAAAAAGCAAUGACUUGUUAGUAGUGGAAUUCCAGGCACCAGGACAGGCGUUUGCUGGAGAUUUGGGGGGCAAGGGCAUAUCCAGUAAGCUAGUCUUUCAGAGUUACCCUGUGGUUGGUGCAAAUCUUGUCUACUAAUUUUUCAGUCUAAAGGAUUUCAGGAAGAUUUUUGGUUGGGAAAUCUUGUUAUUUUAAGUUGAGGAUUUUUAAAAAAAAUUCAUAACCUAAAUUUCAUGUUAAUUUCACCUGAUCAGAAUUAUUUUAUGCAUUUUCAGGGUUGGAAGUGAAAAAUAGCAGUUUGUUCAUCUGCUCUGCUACUAGAAAGGCCAAAGAAAGAGAAAACAGUCACUGCAUUUUUAUUGCCACCGGAAGCAGGAAGUGCAGACCCACCUCUAGGACAGGAGGGCCAGCUCAGCUUAGGUGAAGCUAGCUGCAUACCACAGUGUUUUUCAAAGUGUGAUGCACGUGUCACCUGUGGGCUUAUAAAUGGCUGAUUUCCAGGCCCUGUACCUAGAGAUUCUGAUUCUGUAGGGGUGGGCUGGGUCCUAGGACCCCAGCUUUUUAACCAGUUCCACACAUGAUUCUAAUGUACAUCUAGAGUUUGGGAACCAUCACUUUAGAAUACAGGUUGCAGCCCACAGGCCACGUCUGGCCUGCUGCCUUUUUUGUAAAUAGUUUUAUUGGAAUGUGGCUACACUGUCUUGUUUAUAUAUUAUCUAUGGCUGUUCUAGCACUGUAGCGGCAAAGUUGAGUAGUUAUGACAGAUGACAGACACCUUAUGGCCCCUGAAGCUUAAAAUAUUUACUACCUGGCCAUUUAAGUUUGCAGACAUUUCUCCUCAAAUAAUUUAAACUCUGUUGCAAUCCUGAUACUUCUUGUCAAACAUAGUUGUAGACAGAAUAACUGUUUUUUCAUAAUUUAUUCUGAGUGUUAGUUUUGCAUAGUCCACACUUUCUUUAGGACUUUGGCAAAUCAGAGCUCUGUGACUCCUGAGUCAUCCAGAUAGGGUAUCUGUUUCCCUGGCCCUACCACAAGAGCUUGGAGGUGAUUGGAAGCAAGGCAUAUGGCUUCUGUGCUCUGUGGAUCUCAUAAUAGUUCUUCACAAUCUCAGAUUAGUAGGUGGUGAUCCAUCCAGUAGAGACUCCUUCACCCAUAAGCCCUCAAAUCUGCUUGUCAGGAAGAAAAGCCUUGAAGAGUGGCGUGAAUGGCUUUGGCAGAAGUUUACAGAGCUAACCACAUCCCAUCCCUUCAACCAGCUGGCCAUCUGGCUCCCUUAAAUGCACAGAAAUAAAGAUGCAGCACUGUUAAUAAAUUUUUACUUUUUCAAGUUAGGCUAUUUCCUCUAUUCUUGGAUAAAUCACAAUAAGCUGAUAAUGCAGAAAUGAGAUUUCAUGUUUCUCUUUAGUAGAAAUUAGCUUUUUGCUACCAAUUUAAGAUGCUUGAUGUGUUCCUUUGUCCCUUCCAUUACUAUAAACUCAACAUGGUAGUUUUGUGGUAUUUGACCUCUUAGGCGAAGUCAGGUUUUACUUUGACUAAUGCUGUUCUGUUCAUGAAAUAAAAUUCUUCUGUCUACGCCUUUGAACUGAUUCUCAGUCUAAACUGAAUGAUACAGAAAUAGAGAACAGAUUGGUGCUUGCUGGGGCGUGGGGUAGAGACUGGAGGAAAUAGGGGGAAGUGGUUAAAUGGUACACACUGCCAGUUACCACAUUUCCCCGAAAAUAAGACGGGGUCUCAUAUUAAUUUUUGCUCCAAAAGACGCAUUAGGGUGCAUUUUCAGGGGAUGUCUUAUUUUUU
Molecule: messenger RNA, 3258 nt
Organism: Rhinolophus ferrumequinum (greater horseshoe bat)
Lineage: Eukaryota; Metazoa; Chordata; Mammalia; Chiroptera; Rhinolophidae
Gene: BCL2L15
Product: BCL2 like 15
Exons: 5
Coding region: 718-1212 (164 amino acids)
Biological process (GO): regulation of apoptotic process
Cellular component (GO): nucleus; cytosol
Source: RefSeq, a predicted model, not a curated record